Molecule: messenger RNA, 1912 nt
Organism: Neltuma alba
Lineage: Eukaryota; Viridiplantae; Streptophyta; Magnoliopsida; Fabales; Fabaceae
Exons: 8
Source: RefSeq, a predicted model, not a curated record
AUGAAGAGGAAACCUUCAUACAUUCCACAUGAGACUUUUGCCUUUCUUGAGAACAGUCCACGACAAAUCACCAGACCAAGAAAUCAUUCAGGGACCACAUACGCAAAUUUUCCAAAAAGGAAUGCAGAUUGUCCAGUGUACUUAGGAAAUGCUAAUGGCAGACCAGAGAUGUACACUCAGGAAAAUGAUGUUCUGCAAAGAAAUACAAACCCAUCGAAUAGGUGCAAGCCAAGAAGACCUGCACUUAAGGACAUUUCAAAUGUUGCAACAAAUUUGGAAACUGAAUUCCAGAACUAUACUAGGCCUGGAGAACUUGAGUUCAGGAACAGUGUAGUUAGGCGAAGAAGCAGUAGAUUAGUAGCAUUUGAGAAUCUCAAUCAACGUAAUGAAGGCCCUGUACUAACAGAGGAUACUGUAGAUGUUGUUGUAGAAAAUGCUGAGGCACGGUAUAGGAAUCUAAGCUUUUGUUUUGACGGACCUUGUGACACUGGCAGUGAAGUUAGUAUAGAUGAGUAUGAUAAUGGUGAUCAAACUUCAAAUGCCUUAACAUUCAUUGAACCUGACCAUACAUCUGUGAAGGCGCACAAUGGUCAAGCCACACAUAGCCAAGGUGAUCAAACUUCAAAUACCUUAACAUUCAUUGAACCUGACCAUACAUCUAUGAAGGCGCACAAUGGUAAAGCCACACAAGUUGCAGGAUACGUUGAUAUAGGGGAUCCUACAUUUAAAUGCCAAAGAUGUGGUGCACUAAUGUGGUUCAAUGAGAAAGUUGGAUCAAACAAGUAUGCUAGAAACCCAUCAUUCUCAAUGUGCUGUCUUAAAGGAAAAGUUCAGCUUCCUCCUCUAGCACCUCCUCCAGAUCAGUUUGUAAGAUUAUUUUUUGAUAAGAAGACACCAUCUUCAAGAAACUUCCUCACAAACAUAAGAACUUAUAACAAUAUGUUCUCCUUUACUUCUAUGGGUGGUAAAAUUGAUUACUCAAAGAACUCUGGUGGUGGUCCCUAUUCAUUUGUUUUGUCUGGCAUUAACUACCAUAGGAUUGGAAGUUUAUUACCUCCUAAAGGAUCAAAGCCUGUUUACUCCCAACUGUACAUAUAUGAUACUGACAAUGAAGUAUGCAACCGUAUAUCUGCUAUAAGUACAAGAACGAAGGAUGGGCAAAAUUACAAUUUGCCGUCUACUUCAGAGGUUGCUGCUUUAAUUGUUGGUGACAUUGAUAUGAAUUUCGGUAGAAGAGAUGUUAUAGUUCACAAGUUGUCAGGCUUGCCACAACGUAUUGAUGAAUUGCAUCCUUCCUAUCUUCCACUCCAAUACCCAAUAUUAUUUCCUAGAGGUGAGGAUGGUUAUCGUGACAAUAUAGAACAUCGUGAAGAGACUCUUUCUAAUACUAAGAAGAAAAAGCGGGUUAGUAUUAGAGAGUAUUUUGCAUAUAGGUUGAUGAUGAGGGAAAAUGAGAUGUCAACCAUACUUCAUGCAGAGAAGUUAUUCCAGCAAUUCAUAGUUGAUGGUUAUACCAUGAUAGAAGCUCAAAGGUUAUUAUGGGUCAAAAUGCACCAGAAGGAACUUAGGGCAGAUUUGUAUCAGGGAUUGACAGAUGCGCUAUUAACUGGAGAAAGAAGUGCAUCGUCCACAGGGAAGCGUAUAAUUCUUCCAUCUUCCUUCACUGGAGGGGCACGAUAUAUGGUUGGCAACUAUAAAGAUGCAAUGGCUAUUUGUAGAUGGGCAGGUUACCCGAGUAUUUUCAUUACAUUUACAUGUAAUCUAGCUUGGCAAGAGGUCACACGAUUGAUGGAAAAUGAAUCAUUAUCUAGUGCUAACAAGCCGGAGAUACUGUGUAGGGUUUUCCAUAUAAAGCUUAAGGCUCUAAUGGAUACAAUCAAGAAGAAGAAGAUAUUUGGUACUGUUAUUGCAG